CCUCCGCGCUCCUUCGCAACGAACAACCAGCCACCCAGCUCGCCGCCUCCCCGCUGCAGGAAGGGAAGGGGGGGAAAAAGGCACCAACUCCGAAGCACAAACCCUUAGGCCUUAACCCCCCGCUGCGCCGCGCCGCGCCCCAUGGCCUCCUCCUCCUCCUCCCGCUCCCCCGCCGUCUCGCGCCGCGGCGGCGGCAGCCGUAGCGCGCGGCAGUCCCCCUUCUUCCGCGACCUUGCCUCCCCGAUCCCGUCCCACCGCGGCGUCUCCCGCUUCGCCUCGGGCGGGUCCCCCGCCGCCGCCCCCUCCGCCACGCCGCCGCCCCCGCCCAUCUUCACCCUCGACGACCGCGUCGCCGCGGCCGACUUCUUCCCUGACCACACCGCCUCCGACAUUCUCCACGUCGCGUCCUCCCCCUCCCCCUCCCCCCGCGCCACCGCCAGCCGUUCGCCAUCAUGGGACCGGUCCCGCAGCAAGGCGACGUUGUCUGCUCCGGGAUCCCCCAUGGAUGGGGUUGUGGACCCGGCCAGGAAGGAGGUGCUCGCUUUGCCGCCGCCUUCGAGCCCUGGCACUCCUCCUCCGGCGGUGGAGGCUCAGUCGCCCGUGACUCCCGCGCAAGCACCGGCUAGGACGGAGCCGGUGGCGAACGGAGGGGAGGUUGAACGGGAGGAGUGGGUCACUGUAUUCGGAUUCUCCAAUGGAGACACCAACCUUGUUCUUCGAGAAUUCGAGAAAUGCGGAGUAAUAUUGAGACAUCACUCUGGUCCAAGAGAUGGUAAUUGGAUCCACAUAUUAUAUCAGCACUCCUAUGAUGCUCAGAAGGCCCUUCAAAAAAAUGGUAUCCAACUCAGCAGCGGUCUCAUAGUUGGAGUGAAGCGUAUUAAUCCGGUGCACCGGCAGCAGCUGGAUGAGAGGUUCAUUGGAAGCAAUCAAGGAGGCCUCAUUGUUUCAUUGCCUUCAAAGUCACUUGCAUUGAAGAGCACAGGUGCAUCGCACCAGCUAGGAGCCUUGCCCCGCCCUUAUGACCCAAAGGCAAACGCAAAUGUUAAUCGAGAUGCAGGCCGUCGCGCAACAGGCAGCGUUGCUGCACCAGCGAAGUCAACUGUAACCAAUGUGAUGGAUUUGAUAUUUGGCAUUUGAUAUGCCAAUUAUACAUCGUGAGCCUUCUCUGUUUCUUCUGUUUAAUUAAAAGAGAAGGCGCACGCCAAAGAUCUGCUAGCAAAUUUUGCUAAGUUUGAGAGAUUCUAGAGACUGAACUUCUUUCUUCUGGCGAUGUAACGUACAUAUCAUGCAUUUUUUUCACGUUUAGUUGCACUUUUGUUCUCUUGUGAUCUGCAAAGAUGAGGGUGGCUGUUGUUUGUUGGUGGGCAUGCUAUAUCACCACAAGAAAGGGAGAUUUCAAUAUUUUCAACU
This is a messenger RNA of Phragmites australis (common reed), 1410 nucleotides long. RefSeq lists its product as uncharacterized. Gene Ontology annotation, cellular component: nuclear pore central transport channel; mitochondrion; nuclear membrane. Bases 142 to 1137 code for a protein of 331 amino acids. The transcript is spliced from 3 exons. Lineage: Eukaryota; Viridiplantae; Streptophyta; Magnoliopsida; Poales; Poaceae. Gene Ontology annotation, biological process: regulation of DNA-templated transcription; nuclear pore organization; NLS-bearing protein import into nucleus. The record is from RefSeq and is a predicted model, not a curated record. Gene Ontology annotation, molecular function: peptidyl-tRNA hydrolase activity; structural constituent of nuclear pore; phospholipid binding.